CCGGCCUCGGCCCGAGGCCGCCGGGCUCAGCGGGCGCAGCUAGAGGGUGCAUGUUGGGGCGUGCGGUCUGGAGGCGCUGCCCGCGGGGGCUGCGGCGCAGCCGGGAGGCGCUGCUGGCUCUGCUGGCGCUGGCUGGGCUGGGCGCGGUGCUGCGGGCUCGAAGCGGGUCUGGGACGGUUGAGAUCCGGACCGCGGUGGACCCGGUGCCCCCGCGCACUCCUCGCCCCGGGCGUCGCGAGCCGGUGCUACACAGGCCGCCGCUGGACGCCAAUGCCCUGGGCGCGCAGGGGGAGGCGGUGAAGUUGCAGCUGCAGGGCGAGGAGCUGCGUCUGCAAGAGGAGAGCGUGCGGCUGCACCAGAUCAACAUCUACCUGAGCGACCGCAUCUCGCUGCACCGACGCCUGCCUGAGCGCUGGAACCCUCUGUGCAAAGAGGAGAAAUACGAUUAUGAGAACUUGCCCAAGACUUCUGUUGUCAUAGCCUUUUAUAAUGAAGCCUGGUCAACUCUCCUUCGGACGGUGUACAGUGUUCUUGAGACCUCCCCUGACGUGCUGCUGGAGGAGGUCAUUCUGGUAGAUGACUACAGCGACAGAGAGCACCUGAAGGAGCGCUUGGCCAAUGAGCUGUCACAGCUGCCUAAGGUGCGCCUGAUCCGUGCCGGCAAGAGAGAGGGCCUAGUGCGAGCCCGGCUGCUGGGAGCCUCUGUGGCCAAGGGGGAGGUGCUGACCUUCCUAGACUGUCACUGUGAAUGCCACGAGGGGUGGCUGGAGCCUUUGCUGCGGAGGAUCCACGAGAAGGAGUCGGCAGUGGUGUGCCCCGUGAUCGACGUGAUUGACUGGAACACCUUUGAGUACUUGGGCAACUCAGGGGAGCCCCAGAUUGGAGGCUUUGACUGGCGACUGGUGUUCACGUGGCACGUGGUUCCCCAGCGAGAGCGGGAGUUGAUGCGGUCUCCAAUCGAUGUCAUCAGGUCUCCAACAAUGGCUGGGGGGCUGUUUGCUGUGAGUAAGAGAUAUUUUGAGUAUCUGGGGUCUUAUGAUACAGGCAUGGAAGUCUGGGGAGGAGAAAACCUCGAAUUCUCCUUCAGGAUCUGGCAGUGUGGUGGCACUCUGGAAACACACCCCUGCUCGCACGUGGGCCACGUGUUCCCCAAGCAAGCUCCCUAUUCGCGCAGCAAGGCCCUGGCCAACAGUGUCCGAGCUGCGGAAGUGUGGAUGGACGAGUUUAAAGAACUCUACUACCACCGCAAUCCCCGGGCCCGCCUGGAACCCUUUGGGGACGUGACGGAGAGGAAAAAGCUUCGGGCCAAGCUCCAGUGUAAAGACUUCCGGUGGUUCCUGGAGACGGUGUACCCAGAACUUCACGUACCAGAGGACAGGCCUGGCUUCUUUGGGAUGCUCCAGAACAAGGGACUCAAAGGGUACUGCCUUGACUAUAACCCUCCCAAUGAAAACCAAGUCGAUGGCCACCAGGUCCUUCUGUACCUCUGCCAUGGGAUGGGGCAGAACCAGUUUUUCGAGUACACAUCCCAGAAAGAAAUACGCUACAACACCCGCCAGCCCGAGGCCUGCGUAGCUGUGGAGGAAGGGAAGGAUACCCUUGUCAUGCACCUCUGCAAGGACACCGUCCCGGAGAAUCAGGAGUUCAUCCUACACGAGGACGGCACUUUAGUUCACAAGCAGACCGGGAAAUGCGUCAAAGCCGCACAGAAGGAGCUUGGCCAAGGCUUUGCCCCACUCUUGCGGGACUGCACCAACUCAGACAAACAGAAAUGGUUCUUCAAGGAACACGUGUGAUCGCGCGAGUCGCCUUGUCAAGGAAGGAGCCCAUCCUGGCCGUGGACUCUGCACCCAGUGAGGUGGAGGAAGUACAUGGUUGCCAUUUGUGAAUAUGUUGGUUUUCAUAAGAAUGUGAAUAAGCUUUGUACAGGCUUUGAAAACUCUGAAAAUGUCUCCCAGUACCCUGUUUUCUAAGGGCAAUCCUAAGAGGUUACCUUUGGUAUUUGGAAAGGUUAAUUAUGAUAUUUUUUUUUCUAUCAAGAUGUGCCUUUCACAAUUGUGCCUUUUAUUCUCACUAACCAAAGAGUAAAUAUUUUAUUUUGGUAUUUAUGAAGAUUCCCAGGUCGCACAAACGGAUGAUACCUCAAACGUCGAGUUAGCGUUUUCUCAGUGGGCUGAGAUGGACACUAGAAACCUUGCGUUGAUUUCUUCCAGUGCGAGCUAGAUGAGACGGUCUACAUUUAUAUUAUAAUAAAGAAAGCUCUUUGCUUACGUGUUGCGCCACAGUCAAAA
Microtus oregoni (creeping vole) is the source of this 2291-nucleotide messenger RNA. RefSeq names its product polypeptide N-acetylgalactosaminyltransferase 12 (gene Galnt12). Lineage: Eukaryota; Metazoa; Chordata; Mammalia; Rodentia; Cricetidae. Bases 51 to 1796 code for a protein of 581 amino acids. The record is from RefSeq and is a predicted model, not a curated record. The transcript is spliced from 10 exons. Gene Ontology annotation, cellular component: Golgi apparatus.